AUUUUUUAGCUUUCCAAUUCUUCAGUGUUUACUAAAAAGACCCUUGCUCUCAUUUUAACCCUUUCCCAACCCUUCCCUUCUUAUCUCCCCACCUCUCUUUUGCUCUUUUCCUCCAAACCUCUUCUCUCCCAAACAAAUCACGACUCUCCUGCCGCCGAUUCUCUCUUGUUCUCUCGCUCCCGCUCUCCUUCUCCCCGCCUCUUUCUCAAAAUAAUACUAGGUACAGCAGGAAUCGAAUCGUAAUGAAAGGAGUCAAAUCGAAGGCUGAUGGCAAGAGGACUGACGCCGCGUUGAAGCCGAAAGCGGCUGGAAGAUCGAAGAAGGCAGUUAAGGAUCCAAACAAGCCUAAGAGGCCUCCCAGUGCUUUCUUCGUCUUCAUGGAGGAAUUCAGGAAGGAGUUCAAGGAAAAGAAUCCUAACAACAAAUCUGUCGCUGCUGUCGGAAAAGCUGCCGGCGAGAGGUGGAAGGCCAUGAGUGAGGCAGACAAGGCUCCUUACAAGGCCAAAGCCGACAAAAGGAAGGCUGAAUAUGAGAAGACCAUGGAUGCUUACAACAAGAAACAGGCUGGAGGUCAUGGUGAUGAUGACUCUGACAAGUCCAAAUCUGAAGUAAAUGAUAAUGAAGAUGACAGCGGAGAGGAGGAAGAUGAUGACGAGUAAGGUUGAGCUGUAGAGAACUUUGGAGGAUGAACUGGUAUACUGCCAGUGUGAAGUGGAAGUUGCUUCUUCGUCUUCUAACUUGGAGAGUUAGUUAUAAUGUGGCGCGGGUAUGGAUUUCUAGUUUGAUGUUUAGAUUGUAGGUUUGUAGGAAACACAUCUGUAAGGGGCAAGUCUUCUCUCCCUUCUAUCCCAGUGCUCACAAUGCUCCGUUCUUUUUACAUGUACUUAGUGGCGUAGCUUUGACCAGAUAUGAUGAGUAAGUUGUUGAAGUACGGAUCUCUUGUUGUUAUUUAACCAUGUCCAGCCCCUUCUAUUUUGUCAAAUAUGUGAUGAUCUCUCUAUGAUUGUGAAGUGAAGUUAUUUCCCCCCAGCUUGUGUGGUGGUGUGAUUGCUGCUUUCACUUGGUGUAGAUUCCGUGUCUGUGAAGUAUGUAUGUGUGCUUCUUGCAUGGCUGCCGAAUUGUAUUGAACGGUCUCGAUUCAUUGAGUAGCAAGUUUGAAUGGG
Molecule: messenger RNA, 1163 nt
Organism: Linum tenue
Lineage: Eukaryota; Viridiplantae; Streptophyta; Magnoliopsida; Malpighiales; Linaceae
Source: the annotation of a GenBank genome assembly